Messenger RNA from Botrytis porri, 1086 nucleotides. RefSeq lists its product as uncharacterized. The transcript is spliced from 2 exons. The coding region runs from base 1 to 1086 and encodes 361 amino acids. NCBI's taxonomy places the organism in Eukaryota, Fungi, Ascomycota, Leotiomycetes, Helotiales, Sclerotiniaceae. The record is from RefSeq and is a predicted model, not a curated record.
AUGGCAUCCGCAACUCGUCUCCCGCUCAAAUCAAUCGCGUUUACGACGGCCGUGGUAGCCGCAGCGGGAAUCUCUCAUGUCAACAUACAAAAAUUACUCUCAGAUGUCUUUACGGGACCGGGUAGUUAUUCGCGGAUUGCAGCUACGGUUGUUAUUCUAGCGAAUUUGAAAAGUUUUCCGGGAGUUUGGCAUUUCCGAGUCUGGAACGCCAUCCUCAAACAUCUCAUCUUCACCAUCCCCAACAUCCCCUCCGAACUCGGUCCCGCAUCGCUCUUCCUCCCCGUCAUAACCACCUCUCAUGCUCCCCUCUGGGAAUGCGAUUACAACCUACAUAAAUCGAAUAGUACCUAUUUUUCCGAUCUCGACGUGACGCGUUCGCAUAUCAUAUGCUGUCUUCUCGAACCGGGCAUUCACGCUCUGCAAGCGAAUCUCAAAAACAAACUCGUGCUAGAUAAGGAAGGGAAAGCGGUGCGCGGAAGAUGGGGAAUUAUGCUCGGAGGCGUAAUGUGUAAUUUCAAGAGGGAGAUAGGUAUUUAUGAGAAAUAUGAGAUGUGGAGUCGGGUAUUGUGUUGGGAUCGUAAGUGGAUUUAUGUGGUGACGCAUUUUGUGAAGAGGGGGACGGUGAGGCCUAGAGGGUUUGUGUUGGGAGAUGGAAGUUGGCUUGGGGGUGGAAAUGCGAGGUUUGAGGAGAGGGAUGGUGAGGGGGAUGCGGUCGAGGUGGAUGAGAAAGCGAUUUUUGCAAGUGCGGUUAGUAAGUAUGUGAUGAAGUUGGGACGGUUGACGGUUCAUCCAGAGGUGGUGUUGAACGCUAGUGGGGUAUUGCCCGAGAGACCGGGAGGUUGGCAUAGUAUGGCUAAUUCGGGGGUUUCGACGCCGGAAAUGGAUGAGUCGUUUGUGGAGGCGAAAGUUGAGGAUGAGGAGGUUAAGGAGGGGGGAAAUGGAAAUGAAUGGAAUUGGGAGAGAGUUGAGAGGGAAAAUAAAAGAGGAUUGCAAUUUGCGGAACACUUUGCUGCGAUGGAAGGGUUGCAUCAGGAGUUUACGGGAAGUCAGGGACCAGCGUUGGGUAAAUAUAGAGAUUUGCUGUGA